AGUAGGUUGCAUGCAGUUACGAACCCCACGUGACCGCGCCACUCUCCACUCGCACUUGCAGAAACCAGACUCUCUUCUCAGAUGUCGCCUUCUCGUGCUCGGCGACGGCAAAAUAAAGCCUAACCGUAUCCUCUCCCUGCUACCCAGACACCCAGAUCUCACGAUUCUCACCCAGUACGCAGCCGUCGGCCCGUCGCAGCGGCAGUACCCCCCACGCGGCCACGCCACUCUCCACUCGCACUUGCAGACGGCAGACUCUUCUCAUUCUCGCGCUCGGCGACGGCAAAAUAAAGCCUAACCUUACCCUCUCCUUGCUACCCAGACACCCAGAUCUCACGAUUCUCAGGCGGUACGCAGCCGUCGGCCCAUCACAGCGGCAGUACCCCCACGCCACUCUCCAAUCUCCACUCGCACUCGCAGACGGCAACUCUGUCUUGCUCUUCUUGUUCUGAUGACUCAUCACCUCUGUUCUUGGUUGCAUACCAGAAAUGGCAGCUCCCGAGGAGGAGACAUUCGUGACAGUGUACCAUGUACAGCCGAUUGCAAGAGCCAGAAAAGGUGCCGCUCAACCAGACAGCAGUGGCAAUUCGCCUGCUGUCAUAUCCGAUGAGCUGCUGAGCAGCAGCAGUGGUAAUUCGCCUGCUGUCAUAUCUGAUGAGCAUGAAAAGCUUAGCAUUGAAAUUGAUCGGGGAGAAAGCUCCCGCCCUCCUGAUGCUAUUGAUCAGUGGCUGCAAUCCAUAAAGCAGGCACCUGCAAGCAAUCAAGGACAAAAGUGCAGGAUACAGAAGGUCCCGGAGACACUGCGAGAGAUCAAAUCCAACAAGAAUUGCUACGAGCCACAUAUGGUUUCAAUCGGUCCUUACCACCUCGGGAAGCCAAAGCUCAAAGAAAUGCAGAAGGUCAAGGUUCUGAUGGCACGAGAUUACAUUUGGAACUGCGAUAAUACUGGUAGCUCGUCGGUUCGUAAAUUGUAUGACAAGGUUGCAGAGGUGGCGGUCCAAGCAAGGCAGUGCUAUGCGGAGGAUGCAACAGCAGACCUGAACGAUGUAGCCUUCACUCAGAUGAUGUUCUUGGACGGCUGCUUCAUUCUCCAGUUCUUUAUUUGUUUGUUUGAAGAAAACAGGGAUGAUGAUGUGAAGAUGAGAAGCCUGGACAACCCUUUAGUUCUGCGGGACUUGUUCUUGUUGGAGAACCAACUCCCUUUUGUAGUCCUGAAGCAGCUGAUGAGCUGGAGCCUUGAAGAAAAAUACUGGCUAAAGAAAAUCAAAAGUUUCCUUAUUAGGCGAUGGUCCUUGAAAAAGGUUUCAAAAAAUAGCCAAGCCUGGCUAAAGAAAAUCAAAAGUUUCCUUAUUGGGCGAUGGUCCUUGAAAGAGGUUUCAGAAAAUAGCCAAAAUCAGCCAGCAGGUAAAGAAGAACCAGCUCACCUACUUGACCUACUACGGGCUCAGCUCAUCAACUCGAACGGUCAAAACAUUGAUACCCAGUCCAGUACUAGUGACAGUUCCUCUUACUCAAGUACUAGUAACAAUUCCUCUAACUCAAGUACUAGUGACAAUUCCUCUAACUCAAGUACUAGUGACAAUUCCCCUCACUCAUUUCGAUCAGUGAAGGAUAUGAAGAAGGUGGGGGUCAAUUUUAGGCCUAGCAAAACAGGACGUUUCACAGACAUCAGCUUUAAACAGCAUCUCUUCGCUGGGUGUCUCGAACUCCAUCCAGUAAUUGUAGAUGACUAUACCAAGUCUAUUCUUCUGAACUUGGUAGCCUACGAGGCCUGUCUUGGCACCGAUGAUGAUUUGCAGAUAACCGCUUACAUAUGCUUCAUGGAUGCGCUGAUCGAUCACGCGGAGGACGUGACGGAGCUGCGGUCCAGUGGCAUACUCUUUAACCUCCUGGGCAACGACCAGAAGGUGGCUGAUCUGUUCAAUGAGAUAGCUGAGAAUUUGGUGGGAAAUGAUUUUUAUAGAGUAGUCCAGCAUAAGAUUGAUCACCAUCAAAAUAGCAAGAUAAGAGUAUGGAUGGCAGAGUGGCUGCACGACCAUUUCAGUUCACCUUGGACUGUUCUGGCUUUCAUUGGUGCGAUUGUUGCAAUUGGUCUGAGUAUUACUGAAACGUACUUUGCAAUAAAAAGUUAAAUAGAGAACACGCAGACAUCAAGUAAGAAAUUCAGUUCCGCCGAAUUUGAUCCUACUUCAUCUUACAUACAUGGGGACAAGUCGAGCAUUUCGAUUGUAGACUUGUGUUUUGAUUUUUCCUGCUGGUCUGUUUGAAUUUCAUUUUGAGAGUGCAUAUAUAUAUUUGAGAGUUUCUUUAGUUAUGAUAAACUCGUUUAUAAACAUAAUAUUUGUUUUCAUGUUA
Malania oleifera is the source of this 2355-nucleotide messenger RNA. Its product is annotated as UPF0481 protein At3g47200-like. The record is from RefSeq and is a predicted model, not a curated record. Bases 489 to 2132 code for a protein of 547 amino acids. The transcript is spliced from 2 exons. Lineage: Eukaryota; Viridiplantae; Streptophyta; Magnoliopsida; Santalales; Ximeniaceae.